Molecule: messenger RNA, 1379 nt
Organism: Marchantia polymorpha subsp. ruderalis
Lineage: Eukaryota; Viridiplantae; Streptophyta; Marchantiopsida; Marchantiales; Marchantiaceae
Source: the annotation of a GenBank genome assembly
CCCCAUCAGGUUAAUAUUGUACAACUUUUUUCUCUAGGAAAUAUUUAGUCUCAGCAUGACUGGACUAGUCAAGUGGAAAACGACGUGGUAGUCUCACAAUCUUCUUUCUGCUGUCUUUGAGCAAUCGGGCAGCAGCACCAGUCACCGACUCUUAGACAAGCAGUCCACUCCAACAGUGAGUCAAUUGUCGCAACUAAUGCGCUUGGUCAUACGCCCUUUCGUUCUUGAUACGUACUUCUUCUAACUUUUAAACAUUCUAUAUUAGCCUGGAAACCCAUUCUAUCAGUGGAACCAAGUGUUUAUGCGGUCAACAAGCCCUACCCUGGCAAUGAAAGCUUAAGCGAAGUGCAAUUAUAACGCAAUAAGAGUUGAUUAUUGAGAUAAAUAUUGGUGCAUAUAUUUGUUCCCUCCUUCGUCCAACAGAUCAGCGCAAAAGCCACACUCCAAACAUGCUUCAUGCCCCAUAAUCUUCUCCGCCGAAACCUGUGCUGCCAUUACUAUCACACAUGCCAAUCUCACUCACGGCCUUCGCUCGUUUCUCGGCAUAACCUGUGAUUUGAACUCAUGAGAACUGACAAGAUUUGGGGCUGUGUUUUGCUCCCACAGACUAUUCACACGAACACUGCCAGUCCUGGUCGAACUGUGGUGUAGUGGCAGGUACUGAUGUGGAGUCACUCAAUGUUGACAUCCAAUAUGGCUGAGGUGGGUUCGUACCGAUUUUAAAGAAUGAUCUAAACCUCGUGUGUGAUAGAUCGCUAUGACCAGGUCCUCAACUUUCUACCAGCACCAAGAAUGCUCGGUCCGGCUACCUACGUCUAAACCUCUGGCAGGCUCCAAGCCCAAUAUCAUAUUUGGGUUCCAGGCCUUCUCCCUGUCCGGUCUCCAGAGGAACCGAGGACGAAUCGAAGUUGUACAUCUCGACCUUCUUCUCUCUCCUUUUACGUUCUCCGCCACCUUUUCCCGCUAUGGCAAGAACCAGAAGCUUCACGGCAUACGACUCUUGAACCUCGCAAAACCUGAUACACAGUGGUCGGCUUCUCCCUGCUCGAUGGAAUUCACGAACCCCAAGAGGAGGCCGACUCGUCCCUGAGUUCGGUCAUUAUCUGGAUACCGUCGCUCCACCUUUUCUAUGUCCCACCGAUUCAACAGCCACCUCAAUUGUCGGGAGGGAGAUGGAUUACCGAUGCUCUCUCAUCCAGCCUGACCCGCGGCACAUUCAUUUUCCAUUCCAUCGAUGUAAGCACUUCCGGCGCAGCUUUCAGCGUAACGAACUUACCGGUGAUCGGAAAUAGUCGUCAAGGAUGGCGUCACGAUCGAUAACCCAGCUCAUUACCAGCUGCUGCGCGGCCCGACGCCCUUUCUAACGCUAGCGCUAAAGU